Messenger RNA from Acanthopagrus latus (yellowfin seabream), 2420 nucleotides. It is a transcript of the gene prdm14, whose product is annotated as PR domain containing 14. Gene Ontology annotation, biological process: regulation of transcription by RNA polymerase II. The record is from RefSeq and is a predicted model, not a curated record. The coding region runs from base 8 to 1822 and encodes 604 amino acids. Gene Ontology annotation, cellular component: nucleus. Gene Ontology annotation, molecular function: protein binding; RNA polymerase II transcription regulatory region sequence-specific DNA binding. The transcript has 8 exons. NCBI's taxonomy places the organism in Eukaryota, Metazoa, Chordata, Actinopteri, Spariformes, Sparidae.
UGCCGUCAUGUCGGUGUCCCUGUCCAGCAUCCCUGUAGUCCUGAAGGACAGGAGCUACCAGGGCGGCAUGCUGAAGGGCAGUCCGGCCCGGGGCUUCUACCCUGCCCCUCUCCCCGGUCCACCCCACUACAUGGACUUCUUCCCGCGCACUCACAACCUCCUCCACCCGCUCAAGUCCCUCGGCCGCCUGGUGUCGGACACUCAGGCGUCCCUGCCGCUCAACCUGCACGCCGGAGGAGCCCCUCCGUUCCUCGGCCAGGGCGGCCACCACUCCUCGGUCCUGCACGAACACAUGUUGAGCGCGCCCGGCUUCCCCUACCUGAGCCAGAUGCUGCCCGGACAGCCUCUUUACUCCAAACCAGAGGAGCUGGCGGCGGUGGUGACGGAGCACGCCGCCGGUCCGCUGUCCUCAGACUUCAGCAGCCCGGCCAGUGAGAGGUGCCCCUCCGCUUCCUCCUCCUCAUCUUCUUCCCCGCCGAAGGAGAGUUUGUUUCGCCUCCGGAGCGAAGAGCUGCCCCAGCAGAAAACGCGCACCUCGUAUAAUUUCAGCGAGGACGACCUGUUCAUGGUGCUGUACGGGUACUCCGGCAGCCAGGAGCGGAACGUGGGCCACGCCAUAUCAGGACUGGCCCUGCCUGAAAAGUCAGUUUCUGACUCUCACAUUCUCCAACUGGACAAGGAGACACUUGAACUUCCAGAAGGGUUAACCAUCCUCCGGGCCUCUUGGGGAAACGUCUCCCACAGCGGGGUUUUCACCGACAAGAGCAGCGUCGCCAAAGGGACGCGCUUCGGACCUUUCCGAGGAAAGCUGGUCAACACGAGCGAGAUCAAAACCUAUGACGACAACACGCUGAUGUGGGAGGUGUUUGAAAACGGCCGGUUGAGUCAUUUUGUGGACGGCAGGGGAGGCUCCGGGAACUGGAUGUCUCUGGUGAAGUGUGCUCGUUUCCCAGAUGAGCAGAACCUGAUCGCCGUGCAGGCCCAGGGUCAGAUCUUCUACGAGGCCUGCAAAGAGAUCCGACCAGGCCAGGAGCUGCUGGUGUGGUACGGAGACUGCUACAUGCAGUUCCUCGGUAUCCCCCUCACGCUGAAAGACCCCAGAGAGGACAGCAGCACGGUCCCCCCCGCUGAAGACUGCGGCGAGGGUUUCAAGUGUGACAGGUGCGGGAAGGUGUUCGCGUACAAGUACUACAGAGACAAACACCUGAAGUACACGCGCUGCGUGGACCAGGGCGACAGGAAGUUCCCCUGCCACCUCUGCAGCAGAUCCUUCGAGAAGAGAGACCGGCUGAGGAUCCACAUCUUACAUGUUCACGAGAAACACAGGCCUCACAAGUGCUCGGUGUGCGGGAAGAGCUUCUCCCAGUCGUCCAGUCUCAACAAACACAUGCGUGUGCACUCUGGAGAGCGGCCGUACAAGUGUGUGUACUGUAAUAAGGCCUUCACAGCCUCCAGUAUCCUGCGAACACACAUCCGCCAGCACUCCGGAGAGCGACCCUUCAAGUGUAAGCACUGCGGGAAGGCCUUCGCCUCGCACGCCGCACACGACAGCCACGUCCGGCGGACCCACGCCCGGGACAAGCCCCAUCCCUGCGACCUGUGCGGGGCUGCUUUUCAGGAGGAACAGGAGCUCCAGUACCACAUGAACAAUCACAAAAAAACCCUGGACAGCACAGUUCUCCCGUCUUCUCCAGGGAGUGGAUUACAGAAGGACUCCGUGUUUCCAGUCAAGGACAAUCCAAAAACACAGAAAAGCGCCGGACAGAACCUCCCUUACACCGGGUUAACAGCCUUAAACCCAGAAUAUCGGCCCUGGAACUAGUCCUCAUGAGCUCAAAUGUACCCAGAGAGCCAUUUUGAUGGUGUGUGAUAAUUUAAGAACAUUGUGCUACUGCCACCAAAGAUAAAUAAUCAGGCCUAUAAGGUAGGAUCUUGUGGUUCUUCUUUUGUAAAUGCUGCUUAAGAAAAGAAAAUGUCGUUCUAUAUAACAGGCCUAUUGAAAUAGGCUCAUUUUAAUUUAAAUUGUCGUGUCUAAAUCUAUUUAUAAUGUGUUAAGAUAUGUUGUCUGUUGUUUUGUGGCUUAAAGCUUUUACUCUGCAAUGAUUUUGUGAACCCACUGUGAUGCCAAAUGAUAACUAUUAUUAUUAUUAUUAUUAUUAUUAUUAUUAUUAUUAUUAUUAUUAUUAUUAUUGUGUUGGAUUUUCUUGCAUUGACUAAGCUUGAAAAGCAAAGCUGUUUUUUAAUCACUGUAGAUUUGAGCUUAUUUGUGUAUAAAUUAAAUGUCAAACCCUAUCUUAAUUUAUAAUGUAUAAUCAUAUUUUUUACUGUAAUGCAAGGCUGCAGUCGAAAGUGUCCUCGUUUUAUUCCCUAUGAGCGUCUGCCUUUACAUGACUAACAAAUAAAAAAAUCAGCGCAUGGAA